Polychytrium aggregatum is the source of this 1966-nucleotide messenger RNA. Its product is annotated as Ribokinase-like protein. Gene Ontology annotation, cellular component: cytosol; nucleus. Gene Ontology annotation, molecular function: adenosine kinase activity. Gene Ontology annotation, biological process: purine ribonucleoside salvage. NCBI's taxonomy places the organism in Eukaryota, Fungi, Chytridiomycota, Chytridiomycetes, Polychytriales. The transcript has a single exon. The record is from RefSeq and is a predicted model, not a curated record. The coding region runs from base 458 to 1486 and encodes 342 amino acids.
CACGCCUCGCUCUCGUUCGCGAUCCGCGUUGCUUUUCUUUCGCCGCGUCUCCCGAUCGCCAUUUCCAUCCUCUGCCUCGUCAUCCACUUCCAUCUGCCCAUCAGCCAUCUGUCCUGUUCGUAUUCCCGCCAUUGCUCCUCUGCUGGGCCCCUGCAGUCGCCGAUGAUCUGUCUGAUGUUCGCUAACCCAUACCCGCAUACAUCUUGUUGCCUCCUUCGCACCAUGUCUCGUGAUCUGAUCGGCUGCUUGGCUGAUUUGCACAAUCGGCAUUCAUGUCGACGUCAUCGGCGAUCGAUCGAUCGGCCCGACCGACUCAUCACCUGUCAACUUGGUCUACCGACUGUCCCGCUUGCUGGAUCCUCCCGUAUAUCGUUUGACUCGCUGGAUCCUCCUUUUGAUCCGUCGACGAAUCUCGACGGGUGAAUCGCAUCCGACGACCCACCUGCAGCCCGCCGCCAUGUCCUCUGAGUACGUCCUCCUCGGUAUCGAGAACCCCCUGCUCGACAUCUCGGCCGUUGUCAAGCCCGAGUUCCUCAGCAAGUACGAUCUCCUGGCCAACAACGCCAUUCUCGCCGAGGACAAGCACAAGCCCCUCUACGCCGAGUUUGUCGGCUCCUACCCCGUCGAGUACGGCGCUGGUGGUGCCGCCCAGAACUCGCUCCGUGGCGCCCAGUGGCUCCUGCCCAAGAACUCGACCGUCUACAUUGGCUGCGUCGGCAAGGACGCCCAAGGUGCCCUCCUCAAGGAGGCUGCUGCCAAGGACGGCCUCCGCACCGAGUACCUCGAGGACGAGACCCUCCCCACCGGCCAGUGCGCCGUCCUCAUUACCGACCACAACCGCUCGCUCGUCACCGAUCUCCAGGCCGCCAAUGCCUACAAGAUCGACCACCUGAAGCGCCCCGAGGUCUGGUCUCUGGUCGAGAAGGCCCGCUUUUUCUACGUCGGCGGCUACUUCCUGACCGUCUCGCCCCCCUCGGCCCUCCUCAUUGCCGAGCACGCCGCCCAGACCUCCAAGGUCUUCACCCUCAACCUCUCGGCCCCCUUCAUCUCCCAGUUCUUCACCGAGCCCCUCGACUCCCUCAUUCCCUACGUUGACAUUCUCUUUGGCAACGAGUCCGAGGCCGCUGCCUUUGCCGACGCCCACAACUUUGGCACCCACGACCUCGCCGAAGUCGGCCUCAAGAUCGCCGCCCUCCCCAAGAAGAACGGCACCCGCGCCCGCACUGUCGUCUUCACCCACGGCGCCAAGAGCACCGUUGUCAUCCACAACGGCAAGGCCACCGAGUACCCCAUCAUUCCCAUCGCUGCCGACAAGAUCGUCGACACCAACGGUGCCGGUGAUGCCUUUGUCGGCGGCUUCCUGUCCCAGCUGGUCCAGGGUCACUCGCUCGAGCGCAGUGUCGCUGCCGGCCACUACCUGGCCAACGUCAUCAUCCAGCGCAACGGCUCGUCCAUCCCCCGCGAGUCCCACUCGUUCAAGUUCUAAGUGCCACCACCAUCGGCAAGGAGAGCAGGCAGCUGCAGACGGUACCGUUGAGGCAGAUGGCAAACGCAUUGAUGGCCCUGGGUUACUGAUGUCAUGUGUUACUGAUGUCGUGUGUGGCUUGCUGGCCUCGUUGGCCCCUGCAGUCUCUGUGCUCCAUGUAUUCCUGUUUAGAGGUUGUUGCCAUUUUGGCUUCGGCUCACGACGGAAUGUCAUGCUGAACCGCUUGGCUUCUCCUGAACUGGCUUUUGCUGCACUCCGUUUCGCUGUUCUACUUUACCCCCAUUUCCUCUUCCCCACCCCAAUGUAGCCCACAAACACACACAUGCUCCGAUCACCCUUCCUUUCUGGUCACGACGCUUUUGUUGCAUUCGACCACGGGCGCUACUUUUGCUUUUACUUUUCAUUCACCGGUCCACUGUUGACAGCAGCCACCGAGAUGCCCUCGUGAAGCAGCCAAUACAGAUAAUCCAAUAACCAUGA